GACUCGAUAACCCUAGGCCAGCUAAAGGCCAUGCAAUCAUACUAUGACUUCAAAUACGAUGACGAGGACACAGUGCUCAAUGAAAUCGAGGAAUUCUACUCGUACGUGGAGAUGCCUCAAGUCGAGGAAAACGCGAAGGCGUGGGUCCAGGGCACGUUCGAAGGAGAAUGGAUCAAGAGCUCAAUAUCGAAGAGAAAGGCUCACGUUGAGUUUCUACUGGAAAGACUAGAGCAUAAGGACGCGGAGGCUCGCUUUACGCACGCACGACGGCUGCUCUAUAUCUUGCAGGGCGAGUAUUCCAUUUCAUCGUGCGGAACACGCCAUUCAAACACUACGUCUCCCGAACACCAGCUUCAUUGGAUAUUUGAGAACUGCAAGGUGGUGCGCGCCGCUAAUGGCCUCAGUAACAUCGUGGAAGCAAUGAAGAUCGCUAGCUCGAAGCUAGAUAUGCUAUACGCUCUUCCUGACGCAGAGGCCGCGCAAUCAGGUAUUUCGCUGGAAGCGAAGGCGGAGCUCAUGGAAGAAUUCACGACAGAAAUCUAUGUCUACCUUGCCAUGCUGUAUCAUCUGAUUGAGACUCUCAAGGGCCAUGACGAUUUCGCCGAUGAACUCAUGAGCCUUGACCCACCGCUUCCAGUUUAUUUUUUCAACGUCGUGUCGGGGCUUCGUGACAAGAGCGCGAAGGGGUAUCCUGUGAAGAAGCUUCUUUUAGUUCUUUGGAAGACUCUCCUUUCCUGUUGCGGAGGAAUCCGUGACUUAGCAAGAGUGAAAAAGCUCUCGCGAGAGCUGGCGGGAUUGGCUCCGAUCCCCGACGAAGCGGUCCCGAUAAAGUCUUCGCCGCUCGAUAUAGAAGCCUUUCGCCAAGAAAUUUCUGUGAAGUACCCAACAUUCUCCGCGCACCCUGCCUCUCCAACUGCGGCUGGCCACGAACCGCAGGCCCUGCCGUCUAUCCCCAUAGCCAAGCUCGCCGAAGCCUACACCCCCAUACCCAUACGCCCUCAUUAUCACCACGAGGAGCCAGAAUCACAACACCCGGGCCACAGUAUGCAACACUACCAGCCUUCUCAAAUGCACAGCGGCUUUCGGGGCGUCCCGCAGCCCGCCACGCCGGCUCCCACGCCUCCCCCUUCGCCCAAACCGAAGAAGCAGCAGUAUCAGACGGACCCUUCUAGGCCGUUCCUGUUCCCCUUCUCACGGCGCCGAGACAGAGGGCGGGACAUGAUGCUCGUUCCCUUUGCCAUAGAAGAAGCGGAUAAGCUGUAUAAUAAGCACAUGUACGUCAGUCUGCCCCUGUGGCAAAUGUGGAAGAUGAGGGAGGAAUGCAUGACGGCGGAGAGUGGUCUGGACCAUCUGCCUGGUAUGGAAGGCGUGACAGACUCUAUGACUAGGAUGACGACCGAAGAGGCGUUGGACACAGAAAUAGAGACCCUACAUGAUGUGGCACUUUUGGAUGCGAAAAUUGCCGAAACCGAAGCCGCCAUUCAAAAUGCGGAAUCCACCGCUGAGAGCCGUCAGCUGAAGCAGCGAAGAGAAGACUUGUUGCGGUUGAAGAGGGUCGAACAGAUCUAUAGCGCAGUGCUCCCUGUCCUGUCCAACUGGGUUCUCGUACUGCUAAAAUUGCUUCUGUCGAUCGUGUCGGCCUCAUCGCCGAACCAGCCUCCACCGUCUGCUGGUGGAUCGAGUUUUCCUCCUGGCGUAUCCUCCCAGUCUCCUAGUCAUGCGAUAGAUCCUGGUGACAUCGAUGUGACACGACACAGAGAAGUCACUACCAAGGCGGUCUCUGCAAUCCUUCUCCUGACCCUCAAAUGGUUCAAAGCCUCCCAUGUCAUGAAAUUUCAUCAUUUGGGACAGCUGCUACUGGAUACAAACUGUCUUUUGCUCGUCAUGAAGAUGUUCGGCCUCCAGGACGUGUCAGCCUCGAUUGUCUCCAAAGCUGAGUCUCCUAACAACAACUUCUUCCGAUACUGUCUUCUUCGCUGUUCGAAGAAUCCUCAAUUAUCUCACACUGAUGAUCAUAUGCUCAGCCAGCCCAGGCGCACCGUUACACGAAUCACUGUACUCCCGAAUGGGUUGAGGAGCGAGGAGGACGUUGAUAUGUUGACAGAAUUCUCUUGGCGCAACUUCUUCUCGUCAAUCAACUUCACCAAGGUCAUGCAAAAGUUGUCCAAACAUCGUUCAAAUCGCAUCCGCAUGCUGGUGCAAUAUAAGAGUUCUGCCGUCUUGAAGCGAAUUCUGAAGGUUCAGCAUCCUAUGCUUCAACUACACAUCCUCAAGCUUAUCAAGAGCCAAGUACCGUUCAGUGGGCGGAAGUGGAGACAAUCAAAUAUGCAAGUCAUCACCUCGAUAUAUCUAAAUUGUCGGCCGGAUCUGCGCGACGAGUGGCUCACUGGCAACGAAGUGGACGAGGUAGGCGAAGGGCAGGCCCAGGAGGAGGCCCUGCGGCAGCUGGUCAAAUUCUAUAACACCAAGCGAUACGGUCAACCGUCUUCGCAUCCGGUCAGUCACACGCAUCGCCGUUCGGUCAGUAUGUCCCACACAUUAGAAAGCCUGCACGGCUCUGAGCUGCAAGGCCUCGUCCGACCUGUCGGCACGCCAAAUGUCGUGGAAGCCGACGUCUUCCCACCCCUUCGCGCGCAAGCUCCUGAUCCUAACAUCUUUCUGCCAUACAUCACGGAGGACAUCGCAUUUGAGGAAGAGUAUGAAGAAUACCUGUCGGAUUUAGGAUGGUCUGACAGCCAGCCACAUGUCUCUGACGGACCGCCCAUCAGUUCGUCGAGGUGGCACAGGCUUCCAGAUUUUGCGUCAGACUUAGCAGACGGUAUCAGUGACAGCGAAAGUAUUGUGUCAAUUGGAGAGCUCGGCGAUGAAGGACGAGACACAGGUAGAGAUGAUAGAGAAUCAACGGAUGCGAAUCUAAACAAUUGGGAGCACAUGAGUCCGAAGACGAUGGCCGCGCUCACGAAGUCACCUGCGAGGCCAGGGGUUCGACGAUCGUCUUCUGGUGAGAAGCUGCGACCUGUCAUACCUUUCGGACUCGAUGAGGCCAAUCUGGCUGAGGGUCUCGAAGACGAAGAUGAUGGUGAAGAUCUAGGACCCAUGCCCAGAGAGCAAUCAGGGCCAUUCGCCUCUGGUGGGGGUGUUGACGAAGUAGAGUAUGCCUAUGGGGUUUGAUGUUCUUUCUCCACCCGUAGUUACACUUCUCUGAUACACUCCGCCCAUGCUUAUCAUGUCGUUGCCGCUAUUCAAUCGUCCUGGCAUAUCAAUCGUCAGAAUAGCAGAUCGCUUCUCGUCCCAAA
Heterobasidion irregulare TC 32-1 is the source of this 3296-nucleotide messenger RNA. RefSeq names its product HAM-2, protein required for hyphal anastomosis. Gene Ontology annotation, biological process: cytoskeleton organization. The transcript has 18 exons. Gene Ontology annotation, cellular component: cytosol. NCBI's taxonomy places the organism in Eukaryota, Fungi, Basidiomycota, Agaricomycetes, Russulales, Bondarzewiaceae. The coding region runs from base 31 to 3171 and encodes 1046 amino acids. The record is from RefSeq and is a predicted model, not a curated record.